UCUUUUCGCUUCUCCUCGUCAACCAACUUCUAUUUGCGCGACCACCAAAUUAUUACCAAACCCAACUGCCCUAUCCUUGACGGUUGAUCUCUCUCUCUCCCUUUGUUAUUUUCUUGCAUCUGGCUGGCUUCUUUUCCUUCCUUUCCCCCUUCCCACGCGACAAAUCGGAAGAUAAACCCACUUGGCUCAAUCUAAUAUUCCUAGUACAGCCACCGCGAUCCACCAUCACCACUUCCACCGAACGAGCUAAUAUCCCCAGAGAGAGCAAUCCUCCCUCGUCGUGACGGGUUUUUCUACUCAUCCCUUAUUCCAAGGGUGAGAUAGCCGCGCCACCCUUUGUCUGCGCGAGACUAUCGUCGACCCGUGAGCCACAGCAUCGCGAACCCGACUUGCUUCUCCCUUGACAUCCACUUCUUUUUUUGGUGACUCGUCCUAGAGUCCGUCGCCCUAGCCAUGGAUUUUGACUCGGCUGAUAUUCCCCCUAUCCCAACGCGCGCCCACAAUCACCAUGCUCACUCUCGACGACGCUCUCUCCAAGGCCCCUCCUCGUCAAAGCGCAACUCCGGUCUUCCCCCCGCCAGCCCGGAAGUCAUCUCCAACCUCAUCACCAGCCUGAGCGUCAUCUCGAAGCCUGCGACGAAUCACUUCGAGGCGUCGCACACGAGCCUGUCACUACCCGCGAGUCCUGGGAACGGUAGCUUUGGUGUGGACUACGGAGCGUUUCAUCAGCCUAGCCUCGACGACCUGAGACAAGACCCCGUGUCACUCGACGAACUCGCGGCGUUACCUCCUGUCAUACGCACCUCGAAACCCCCCAGCGGUUAUUCACCUCUGACAGCGACAAAAAGCCCUAGAAGUCCAAGAAGUCCAAGCCGCGAAGGUUCCGGUGGGCUGCGAUCAUUUAUUCGAAAUAGCACAUCCCGACCGUCGUCAAAAGGAUCUUCAGCUGCGUCCAAGAACGAUGAUGCCCAGAGUAUAGGGAACCUUUCGAUCGAACGUCGCGGUGCCUCGACCCCCGAACUGAACCACAAACAAUCACACGACAGCUGGGGUAGGAAAACGUCAACGAGGAGUCAAAAAGGCCUCAUGUACAUGAGUUCCAAGGAGCGUCUGCGGGAGAAGGAAGCCGAGAGGAAGCGGGUUUCGGGCGGAGUCUCGGCUUCAUCUUCUGGUGCUCUUCCUGGCGAGAGUGUACACAGCGGUGGGCGCAGUGAUCCAUUCUUUGCUGAGACUGCGAUCCGUGAAGAGUCACAUUACGAGCUGCCAAUCGAACGCCCGAUGAAUUCACCUUGCGCUAUCCCGGCGCGGAAUUCGAGUCUUGCAAAGACGGGCCCGCAGAAGAGAUCGAGCGCGAGGAGGUCAAGACGGGAGGAUGGUACGACGAAUGAUGUGAUUCCAGAAGGCGAGGAACACAGAACUCGAGAUCGGGAGUCAAGCCGAAGGAAACAAAGUCAUUCUGGCCAUGUUCAAUCAAGAUCAUCCACCCGAUCACCAGUUUAUGGCCUCAAGGACGCAUCUCCGUCAAAGAGCACCAGCGUAGCGGGCAGAAGUUUCCUCGAUGUUAAUGACGGCUUCAGCGACGAAGAAGAUGAGGGCGCUCCAUUUCCUGCCGUGGCUCAAGGUCGAAAGCGGGAUCAGAGCAAUGACCGCAAUGAUCGGAGAAGAUCUGGUCGACAGAGCCCGGCACCAAAUGAGGCCAUCAAAGUCAAGCGCAGCAGUUCCCGCCUGAAGCGUUUGUCUGCACCACUGAAUCACAAAAUCGACGAACGAGCCCGCGAUUCACCCAGUCCCCAACCAGUGCAGAACAAUGCACCUGCUGGUUACGAGCGUCCUCAAUCCGCCGACUCAGUCGACGAUGCCGUCGAGUCUUAUUUGUGCUCACCACGUUUAUCGCAGAAGAUUCGACAUCCUCAAACAGGUCGUGUCAUAUCCUUCUCAGAAGUCGGUGACUCGGAAGGUUCUGCGGUUUUUUGCUGCGUUGGAAUGGGAUUGACGAGAUACAUCACCGCCUUUUAUGAUGAGCUGGCACUGACAUUAAAGCUGCGGCUUAUUACCCCGGAUCGACCGGGUGUUGGCGAUAGCGAGCCUUAUUCUGAUGGCACUGCUACGCCGCUGAGUUGGCCAGAUGAUGUUUAUGCUAUUUGCCAGACCCUCAAGAUCACCAAGUUCUCUAUUCUCGCUCACUCCGCCGGCGCCAUUUACGCACUUGCUACAGCUCUUCGAAUGCCUCAACACAUCCGUGGUCGAAUACACCUCCUCGCGCCCUGGAUCCCUCCCUCCCAAAUGAACGUCUUCGGUACCUCACAAACCCUCCCUCCAACCAACGCUAUCCCUACCUCGCAACGAAUCCUCAGAGCACUCCCGACACCUAUCCUCAAGGCUGCAAAUAGUAGCUUCAUGACCGCCACGAGUAGCUCAAUCACCAGUUCAUUACCCAAAACACCACGACGAGGCAAGCGAAGGAAUAAUGGCGGUCGAGACAGCACAGCCAGUUCGCGUAACGUUACCCCGAGCUUGGAUAAAGAGAACGUGUAUAACAAAUCACCCGGUCACGGCGACACAGAAUUGGAACCUCCCAAUGCUUCCGAGAACAUGGACAGAAUGAGCAUUCCACAAGGCACAAGAGGCGAUUCAGAUAUCAUCGCAGCCGCGGCGGACGCCAUGGCAGAUAAGGAACGCCAAAUGACCUACGAUCUCCGAUUAACCCACGCCAUCUGGGAACUCGCCACAACAGGCGCAAACCCCGCCGUCGACCUCCUCGUCUGCCUCGAGCGCCGUCACACAAUUGGCUUCCGCUACGUCGACAUCACAAGACCCGUCGUCAUCCACCACGGCAGCAGAGAUACCCGCGUCCCCGUCGAUAACGUGAAAUGGCUCGGUAAAACGAUGCGGCGCUGCGAAGUUCGUGUUCUCGAGGGUGAAGGUCACGGUCUCAUGGCUAGCGCGAGUGUCAUGGGCUCUGUGCUCAUGGAGAUGAGUAAAGAGUGGGAGGAUUGGAUGAAGGUCACUGGUGCAGAUGGGAGGAAAGAUCGUGAAAGGGGACGACGAGGGACACUCGUGCGAUAAAGAGUAAUAUUUCGACAUACUUGUCUUGAUACCCCAGAGACGGGCUUCAUGCUUGGUUUGGUUGAGGGACCAAGGUUGGAGUAUGAUAUCUCGUUUGUUUCUUUAUAUAACAUUAAUCUCGAGGACUGCCAUGUCCCAUGUAAUGUCUUUUACAUAUCAACGCUUAAUGAUAGCUAGCUUCUCUCAAUGAUACCUUUUGACGCUUCUAC
Fusarium verticillioides 7600 is the source of this 3275-nucleotide messenger RNA. RefSeq lists its product as hypothetical. Bases 454 to 3066 code for a protein of 870 amino acids. The transcript has 2 exons. Lineage: Eukaryota; Fungi; Ascomycota; Sordariomycetes; Hypocreales; Nectriaceae. The record is from RefSeq and is a predicted model, not a curated record.